AAGGAGAGCACUCCUUCAAGGAGUGAAUUGGGCGAUAGCUCAAAAAAGAACAUUCGCAUAAACUAUCUUUUUACAAAUUACAAAUCUCACUAUUUUCCGAGAUGUAAGUUGACUCAUUUAUCUGUAAUACCAAAUAGCAAACGCGUGACGCAGCAUGACAACGUGAACGCUUUUUGUGGACAUUGCUGUGUGAGGCCUUAUAAGGUCCUCCAUUGAUUGCCCAAAGGGAUUCCUAUCUCUUCCUUUCUUUAAUAUCGCUGCACAUACUCCAGUCGGGUCGCCAUAUUGGGCUGCACCGUUCAACUUGUGAUUUCAUUAAGUUCUGGCUAGUGAGCUUCUGCAUAGUGUACCGUGGAUUUAUUACAUUAUAUUUAUUUAAAUGGCGUUUCAGUGUCAAAGGGACUGUUACAUGCAAGAGUUUGUCACCUCAGUGGUGGCUUGCUCACCUGGUGAAAUGAAACAAGAAAUCAAUGGCAAGAAAGAAACCGUUAAAGGCUUCAAUGUCAAGCUCCAAGACACCAUAUUGUUUCCUGAGGGAGGUGGUCAGCCAGAUGACCACGGGCUGAUUGGAGAUGUGCCGGUGCUGCGGGUGACGAGGCAGGGAGCUGAGGCUGUGCACUUUGUGAGUUCAGCUCUAGAGGUGGGCCAGGAGGUGCAGCUGAAGGUGGACUGGGAGCGGAGGUUUGACCACAUGCAGCAACACUCAGGGCAACAUCUAAUCACAGCUAUUGCAGAAUCCAUGUUUGGGUACAAGACCACAUCCUGGGAAUUGGGGCGUCAGCGCAGCACCAUAGAGCUGGACACUCCCUCUAUGAAGCCUGCCCAGAUGGAAGCCCUCGAGGCAGCAGUCAAUGAGAAGAUACGUGCUCAUGUUCCCGUCGCUGUUCAGGUCCUCUCCUUAGAUGACCCUGCAUUGGAACAGGUGAGGAGUCGCGGUCUCCCGGACGAUGCAGCGGGGCCUAUCCGGAUCAUCGACAUCGAGGGCGUUGACGUCAACAUGUGCUGUGGGACCCACGUGUCCAACCUCAGUCACUUACAGGUCAUAAAACUCCUGGGGACUGAGAAAGGAAAGAAGAACAAAACUAAUCUGUUAUUUCUAGUGGGAAACCGGGUCCUGAAGUAUGCUGAGAAAAGCUACAGCACAGAACGCUCACUGGUAUCCCUCCUCAAAACGGGCCCAGAUUAUCAUGUUGAUACAGUGGACAAGAUCCAGAAGACUGUUAAGGGUCUACAGAAAAGUAACCUGGGCCUACUGAGAGACGUGGCUGUUCUAAUAGCCCAGAACUUCAAGUCCAACCCAGAGAGGGGCAACUUCUUUACCUUACACAAGAAGGAGGGUGACAACGAGUUCAUGAGCAUCAUAGCCAAUGAAAUAGGCACUGAGGAGACGUUGGUUUUCCUGACUGUUGGAGAGGAGAAAGGACCAGGGCUGUUCCUGCUGGCAGGACCCAGUGGGAAAGUGUCUGAACUGGGACCACGAGUGCUGGAGAUGCUCCAGGGCAAAGGGGCUGGGAAGAACGGGCGCUUCCAGGGUAAAGUAAACAGCAUGGCACGCCGAGGGGAGGUGGAGACCCUAAUACAGGAACACUGCAAGAAUGAGCAGUAAUGGAUGACUGGAAACUCAAGCACAUGAUGACCACAACUACAUACAGACAACAUAGGUGACCCACUGCAGUUCUCGACCAGCUUUCCUAGUAGGUUGACAUUUAUUCAGCCAGAUAGGCCAGCUGCAUAGUCAAAAUAGGCUAUAUUGUAAAAUUAAUAAAAACAAAAAUGAGCUUUUUUGGUCUUAAUUUAAGGUUCGGGUUAGCGGUGUGGUUAGGUUAGGUUUAAAAUCAGAUUUGAUAACUUUGUGGCUGUGCCUGCUAGUGACCACUCCAGAACUAUGCAAAAUACAUCACAAUAAAUUCCAAAAUGUGCUUUGCUAAGUAAUGAUACUUCUACCUCGGUGUACAGUCUAAAUCAAGGAACUGUGUACAUGGAGUGUACAAAACAUUAAGAACACCUUCCUAAUCAGUUGCACCCCCCCCCCCCCUUUGCCCUCAGACUAGCCUCUACAAGGUGUUGAAAGCGUUCCACAGAGAUGCCUGCCCAUGUUGACUCCAAUGCUUCCCACAGUUGUCAAGUUGUCUGGAUGUCCUUUGGGUGGUGGAUGCACACAGGAAACUGUUGCUUGUGGAAAAACCCAGCAGCAUUGCAGUUCUUGACCCACUGAAGAGGCUCUGCAUUGGGACCUACUACCAUAUCCCGUUCAAAGGCACUUAAAUCGUUUUGUCCUGUCAAUUCAUCCUCUGAAUGGCACACGUACACAAUCCAUAUCUCAAGGCUUUAAAAUACUUCUUAAACAUGUCUCCUGCUCUUCAUCUACACUGAUUGAAGUGGAUUUAACAGGAGAAAUCAAUAAGGCUUUCACCUGAAAAUGGCGCAGACAGAUGGGGCUGCCGUGCUUCUAGCUCUAGGGCAACUUUGCAGUAUUUAGUUUUUAUGUGACAAGUAAAAUUUGAUUCAAAUCACCUGGUCAGUCUGUCAUGGGAAGAACAUGUGUUCCUAAUGUUUUGUACACUCGUUGGACAUUGUUACUAUAUCGUAUAAAUGAAUGAAAACAAAAAUUGGCUAAAUGGUCUUAAUUUAAGGCAAGGGUUAGGCAUUAAGGUUCAAAUAAAAUGUUAUGGCUUUGGCUGUGCCAGCUAGUGACCACUGCAGAGCUGCAGUAAAAGUCAACCUCUGCUUUGCUAAGUAACGAUAAUUCUGACCUCAGAGAUGACCACAGUGUACAGUCUAAAUCAAGGAGCUGUAAAUAUUAUGAAUAAGAAUACUAGAUAUAUUCAUGAAUACAAGUUAUGGAAAAAUGAACAUGUUGGACUAAGGAAGCACACCCAUGUAAUUCAUGAUUAACAUUGCAUUCAUUUUGAAUGUUUGAAGUUAUCCUUUUAAAUUGUAUUUGUUCUGUGCUUAUCAGUCAUUUUUUGAUUGUUUUGUAUAUUUCACCUUCAGUAAAUCAAAGGAAAGUAUAUACAUUUGGACAGUCAUUUUCAUUUGGUCUGCAGUUGCAUAACCAAAAGAAGGACCGACCUUGUCAAUCAACUUGCCAGUCAAAUAUUGAUGGUUCGGCCAAGGCUGUCAGUUCUACGUAUUUGCAGGGAGUGACGGCUGUGUGACGUGUGAACCUGUGUAAUCAGUGAGCGUGAGACCAAAGUCCAGAGUUCCAUAUACAGAUGUAGGCUCUUCAUUUGAUCACCCUGUUG
Messenger RNA from Oncorhynchus kisutch (coho salmon), 3245 nucleotides. RefSeq names its product alanyl-tRNA synthetase domain containing 1 (gene aarsd1). The coding region runs from base 380 to 1606 and encodes 408 amino acids. The transcript has 12 exons. Gene Ontology annotation, biological process: alanyl-tRNA aminoacylation; regulation of translational fidelity. The record is from RefSeq and is a predicted model, not a curated record. Lineage: Eukaryota; Metazoa; Chordata; Actinopteri; Salmoniformes; Salmonidae. Gene Ontology annotation, molecular function: alanine-tRNA ligase activity; ATP binding; Ser-tRNA(Ala) deacylase activity.